AUGGGAGAUCUGGGCACUGUCCUCCUAGCCGAUGCGGCAGGAUCGAUGCCUGAGGCGACAAGGUACAGUAGUACGUACAACGACCGCGUGAUCCAAGUCGAGUCGGUGAGCACCGCCUCGGACGAGCUGCCGCUAAGUGGCGUCUCCAGUUUCCCGGGCGCUGCGUAUCGGCCCCGUCCCUGCACCCAUUGGGAGGGAUCUCCACUGCGCUGGUCCCAACCGGAACGCCUCCAGGUGGGCAGGGACGAGAUAUUCGCCGUAUUACGGAGUACGGGGCCGCCCGAGCUCAUCUUCAGCGCGACAGUCCACGGCGUCCAGCCCGAGUGA
Molecule: messenger RNA, 327 nt
Organism: Aspergillus affinis
Lineage: Eukaryota; Fungi; Ascomycota; Eurotiomycetes; Eurotiales; Aspergillaceae
Exons: 2
Coding region: 1-327 (108 amino acids)
Source: RefSeq, a predicted model, not a curated record